AUGGCUGACCUUCUCAACAAACAAUGGUUUGUGAUUAUUCUGUCUGUCAUACCUGGUUUUGUUCCCAUAGGAGCCCUCCCAGGUGUAUUUGAUGUGGAGUUUGUUACGUUGCAGUUGAGGUAUUCCGGAAUAUUGGAACUUGUACAACUCAUGAAGGAAGGCUAUACGGUCCGCAUUCCAUUGACGGACUUUGUAAAAAGGUAUGCCCAUCUGACAGGAAGAGGUGUCUCGUUCUCCGAUGAGCGAGAAUGUUGUGCUGCGGUCCUCAACAAUGUUCUUGGUGAUCAUUCAGCUCUUUAUCAGAUUGGCUUCUCCAAGGUCUUUCUAAAAGAAAGUGGACGAGAGAUGCUACAGAGCCGAUGGGAAGAGCUGCAGAGCUUUGCUGCACUUACCCUGCAGAAGAAUCUCCGGGGGUUCUUGAAUCGCAAAAACUUUCAAGUAUACAAACAGAAAAUUACUGUUAUUCAGGCUCAUGUAAGGGGCCAUCAAGCCAGGAGACGUUUUAAGAAACUGAAGCAUACCCAGGUCCAGUUUGGUGCAGCUCUUCUCAUCGCUAGAAUGACUUCCAUACGUAGAAGGAACUGUCAGCGGCAGGAGAGGCCUCUUAAUGCUCCGUGUCAGGAGACUCUCCCUAGCAUGGACCUGACACAGUUGGACAUCCCAGCAGGGCUGGCUGCUGCCCUGAACUCCGCAAAUCUGCGGUCAAAUUCUCAGGGUGCACAGAUAACUGAAGUACCUCCACCAAAGAUUGUGGUUCAAUCAAAUGUUUCCCUCCCUCCGGACAUCAACAACUUUCCAUUCUCCAUUUUUAUCAGAUCUUAUUUCAAGGAUCCUGACUUGCCUCCCUUGGGGAAGCCACUCCAAGACCCUUUAACUCGUGUUUCACAAAAUGACCGCGCUGCGGCUCUUGAGCUAUACAAAUUGGCCUUGCGAUUUGUGGGGAACACCUACAUGCCAGCUAUGGAGCAGAUGUUGUUGGGUAAUUAUAUGGCCGAACGCUGUCUGGCACAGCCAUCGCUUACAGAUGAAAUGUUGUGUCAAGUAGCGAGUCUGACCGUGCAGAACACCAAUGAGGAACAGUGUCAACGGGCUUGGCUUCUUAUGUCAUGCCUCCUCAGUUGUCUCAUUCCUUCACCCACUUUGGAAAAACCACUAUUGAAAUAUGUCUCUGACCAAGGCUUUGAGGGGUACAAAGCCAUAUGCCAAAACAAGAUGCUACGCGCUAGGUGUAAUGUUCAGAACAACAAUGAAGUUUCUCGAGCCCAUGCCCCAUGCAUGUUGGAGUGGACAGCAAAUGAACGUAAAGGGAAGAUGGUGGUAGACGUUCUUGCCAGUAAUGACGAAAAAUACUCUGCUGAAGUGGACUCUUGGACAACCGGAGAACAACUUGCUGGCUGGCUCCUUCAGUCAAGAGGUCUGGGGGACAUUCCACGCGGUUGGUCAGUUUCCAUUCUGGGCACUGAGCAGUGGAUAGACUUGCCUGGAAGUGAUUAUUUAUUGGAUGUGAUCGCAGAAGUUGAAGAUGGAGUUCCUCCUUCUACUUUCAAAACAUCUGAUUAUGCUUUUGGAGAUGAUUAUAACAUUCCAGAGCCUCCUCCCAACUUUGCACCUGGACUCCCCUUUGCACAACCAGGUUUUGAUGCACCUGGAUUUCCACCUUCACCAUUAUCUGGGCCACCUGGACCCCCUGGACUUCCACCACCUCCUCCUUUACCUCCCCCAUUUAUGCCAUCUUCCCGAGAAACGAACAAUGUCCCAAUUCCACCAGCACCACCUAUGCAAGCCCCCAUAUUGCCAGCUGGUCAGAAUAACUCACAGAGACUUGAUAAUUUUGUGGAUCAGGCCUUCAGCCAAGUUCUCUCAUCCCCAUCAGAUAUGGACAUACCAGACAGCCUCAAUUGGCGUAUGAAGGGAGGUGGUGGCAUUGGACCUACUCGCCAAGGUCCUUACAACCCCGCUGGCUUUUCGGGUGCAGGUAUGGCCCCUGCAUAUGGUAUGCCAAUGAUGAAUGGAAUGAUGCCAGGGAUGGGUGCCAUGCCAAUGAUGCAGCCUAUGCCAGGUAUGAUGCCAGCACAAGCAAUGAUGCCCCAAGUUAUGCCAAUGUCCCAGCCAAUGAUGCCUGCAGUAGAUGCUGCACAACUUGCAGCCCAGCAGCAAGCCUUCAUUAAUCAACAAGCUCUGCUCUUGGCUCAACAGAUGACUCUUCAGGCAACAAUGUUAUCUCAACAGCAGCAGCCACAACGUUCUCAGGAUCCUCCCCAACGCACCAGAGAACGUUCUCCCCAACGCACCAGAGAACGUUCUCCCCAACGCACCAGAGAACGUUCUCCCCCGCCUAAACCAACUCCUAGAACUGCCCCUAAACCUUCUAAAUCUGUACCUAAAAAUGCGUCAAAACCAGAACCCACUGCUGAUCCAUCCCCUGCUCCAGCUACUGGAUCUGCUCCCCCUCCACCCCCUGCUCCUCCUGCUCCUCCUGCUCCUCCUGCUGCACCUAUAGUUUCAGCUCCUGCCACUAUAAUCCUGGAGUCCAAGCCUAAUGUUCCGAGGUCAAUGACAUCCACAGAGAAUCUCUGGAUGUCAGAAGAUGAGCUGGAAUACUCUCAACAGAAACGAACCUUCCAGCAGAAGAGGCAGUUCUUCCAAAAGAUGGCUAGUCAAGAGAUAAAAAUAAAAUCGCUGAGGCCUCCUUCCAAAAUCCUACUUCCCAGCACAAGCACAGACAGUGGCAGUGAAAGUGAAAGUGAUGUGGAGCCCCCAGAGCCACCUGAACCAGAGCCUCAACCUCAACCAGACAUACCUAUACCAAAGCCACCACCAGUUAUACGUAUUCCUCAGCCUCAGGAAUUAGAUGAUGUAGAACCCACACCCAUGGUGGUCGUGAAAAAGCCCCAGAAACCACAACCUAGCCACCAAAUACGGGAAAUAAUAAAGAUGUAUCAAACUCGCCCACAACCUGAGCUUAAGCCUUUCCAACCAGUCAGGAGACAACCACAAAAUUUCUUGAAGAAGAAAGACCCAAAAGAGGAGGCCCUGGAGAGACUGCAGACGUCUGGAGGUCCUCCACCACCUGAUCCCCCUAAACCACCUCCCCCUAAACCACUGGUGAAAAGUGAGAAGUCUAGUUCUAUGAAAGAAAAACAUAAGUCACUUUUAGAUUUGUUUCCACCAAACUUUGUUCCUCCUGCCCCAGAACAAAAAACCCCAAAAGAGCCAGGACGCACUCUUAAUGGUGAUCAUGCAAUAAGAACCUCUCUAAUGAAGCAGAAUGCCAGUGUAUUCUUCUCGUAUAGCGACAUCAACUGGAGACUCUAUGUGCGCAAAGAGCUUUUCUAUCCAAAAGAGAAGUUUAACCACCCUCAAUACCUCCAUCUCCUCUGUGAGCAGAUUAUUCGAGAUACAUUUUCCGAUUCUGGGUUUAGGCUAACACGAGAAGAACGAAGGAAGAUGAGAGAUCUUCUGAAUGAGUUCCGCGUGGGGAAUGACGCAAGUUCCAUCAUCGAUGAAAACAUAAAAAAACGCAUUGUGAUAGCUGCACGGGACAAUUGGGAGAAUUACUUUUCUCGCCUCAUCCCUGUCAGUCUGGAGGAAGACAGUGAAUUGUUACUGCUGGCCGUAUCUCAUCGAGGGAUCCGUCUUGUGAAGGAAACGAACGCCACAGGAAUACAACAAAGGCAUCUGAAGACUUUGUGCAGCUACAGUUUUGCAGAUGUUCUGUCCCUGGAAAUGUCAAAUUCCUACAGUAUUAAGAUCUGCCUACGAAAUGAGGAUCUACAGUUAUUCUCGGACAAAGCACAGUCACUAAAAGCAUUGGUGGAUAUUUUUCUGCAGGAGCUGGUCAAGGACUCAAACCACGUAAUUGCCCUGCGCAGUCACAUAACUGACGAUAAAAGCCUUCUCACCUUCAAGAAGGGAGAUAUCAUCAAAGUGCUGCCAAUGGAUGGACUGCAGCCAGGGUGGCAAUUUGGCUCCAUUGGAGGUCGUUCUGGUCUCUUUCCCUCUCGUUUGGUGCAAGCAGCAGCCACCCCAGAUUAUUAUUCAGUGCUGAAUAGGAAGGUCGAGAGCAAGAAGGAACCCAGACUCCUGCGCAGAACCAUAAGCAGGGAGAGUUCCCGAACAAGUGACAAGUCUGUGCCCACCACCACUCCUUCCCCACCACCACCCACUGAUGUCACAAACUAUACAAUGGUAGAGUUUGCAUUGAAACAUUUCCGAGAACCACAGACCAUGAUGGGCUGGAAAGGAAUGGCAGCUGAAGGAAAGAAACCAAUCGAGAUGGUACAGCACACAAAGGUUCCAAUUCAGGAGUCUCUAAUUUAUUUCACGGAUAAGGAAUUGAAUGAGCAUGCAACUAAUAACUUCAUGACUCUUAUGAGAUUUAUGGGCGAUCAACAGUACAGAGAACAGGAUGAUGUGGCUUGUCUAUACGAGAUCCUACAGCUUUGCAAAGAAAAACAAAUGCUAAAAGAUGAAGUUUAUUGCCAAGUGUUGAAACAAGUAACGGAGAACCCCAAACAGGAGAGUUGCAACCGCGGAUGGAUUGUCUUGAGUCUUCUCACUGGUUUCUAUGCCCCAUCCAUCACUUUACUGCCAUAUGUCACGAAGUACCUACAAGACAUCAAUGGCCCAUACCAAGAAAUGUCUAGGGAUUGCCAGGAGCACCUCCGUCACACAGUACGCUAUCAUGGACGACGACAUCUUCCACCACGUGUAGAGCUGGAGGCACUACUGAGUGGACGGAUAUCUCGACGUAUUGCUGUGGCUUUACCAGGUGGAGCUGAAUAUACCACUAAAAUCAAGACGUUCACAGUUGCGGCUGAUUUGGUCCCGGAGAUAUGCGAGCAGCUGUUGGUUACUGACAAAACUGAGAUAGAGGAAUUUGCCAUAUUUGCCAAUAAAAGCCAAGGUGAGGUAGUUCGACCCCUACAAGCUGGCGAUUACAUACAUGAUUUUCUGCUUCCCGAUAAUUCUGUGUCUAUGGAAUUUAAGCGUGUCACUUGGAAAGCUCCCCUGAAAGGUCGCAGUGAACUCUGUAUCCAAGUUCUUUAUAGCCAGGUGCACCAGGAUUAUAUGACCGGAAAUUGCCUGUUAUUGAGCACACCAGAUAAAUUAGGGAUGCAGACAGGGACUGUGGCUGGCAUUCUACAUCGAAUAAAGGGCCAAAACACCCCUCCGAACAAGCAAGAACUCAUGGCCUACAUACCGACAAAUGUGCAAAAUCGUCUUAAUUUACAAGCCGUACAGCAGUUUCUCAUGCAAGAGCUGAGAGCAACCGAGAACCUAAAUGUCCAUCAGGCAAAGCUUCGAUUUUUGGAGACUGUGUCAGCACUACCACUCUUUGAUUAUAACGUCUAUCAAGUAAAACGAAUCAGUGAAGAGGGUGUAACAACCCCUUGCUUUAUUGCAGUUAAUCACAUGCAUUUUCUGAUCCUGGAAAACAACAACCAGAAUCCACACAUGGUAGUCAAUCUGCAGGACAUCAAGAGCAUGCGCACAAUGCGCCCAUUCGAUAACAACAGUUUACCUGGGGUAGAGGUACACUAUGGCUCUGCCUCCGAUCCACACACCCUGUGGAUGGAGCUUCAGGAGGCUAAGGAGCUGUACCAUACCAUGGCUUUAAUCAUAGAAAGUUUGGAAACCACUGCUCCAUAGAUUUCUCAGAUCCGUCUACCCUAAUGUAUAAACAUAAGUUAUUGUCAUUCUAAUUGCUUUGAUUUGAAUGUUUCUGUACAGAGAAUUGUUUAGUACAGUAAGAUACAAAUACACAGAUAAUGUAAAAUUGCAUCUGGGAAUGUCGUGUCUUCUAAAUGUAUCCAGAGGCUAGGAUCAGUUGUUUUUUUGUUUCUUACACUCCUUCCACAAAUCUAAGUAACUACAAGAACUAUUUGAUUUAAUUAAACUUUAAAGAGCAAUUAAACAUGAAAGGGAAUAGACCGGGGUUCCAGUAAAUACAACCAA
Molecule: messenger RNA, 5958 nt
Organism: Pelobates fuscus (common spadefoot toad)
Lineage: Eukaryota; Metazoa; Chordata; Amphibia; Anura; Pelobatidae
Gene: MYO15B
Product: myosin XVB
Exons: 47
Coding region: 1-5652 (1883 amino acids)
Cellular component (GO): cytoskeleton; myosin complex
Molecular function (GO): protein binding; ATP binding; cytoskeletal motor activity
Source: RefSeq, a predicted model, not a curated record